Fusarium venenatum is the source of this 981-nucleotide messenger RNA. Its product is annotated as C2H2 type zinc-finger-domain-containing protein. Gene Ontology annotation, biological process: ribosomal large subunit biogenesis. The record is from RefSeq and is a predicted model, not a curated record. NCBI's taxonomy places the organism in Eukaryota, Fungi, Ascomycota, Sordariomycetes, Hypocreales, Nectriaceae. Gene Ontology annotation, cellular component: preribosome, large subunit precursor.
AUGACGUCCACAAAACCGACCUGUUCGCUCUGCGAUUUGUCGUUUGAAAAUUCUCAAGAGCAUAGAUUACACGCGAAAAGUGAAUCGCAUAUAGCAGCUUUGAGACAGCGCGCGGUCGCUUCAGGAUUGAUCGACGAAACAAUUGACGAUGAUGACACCUACAUCAGCCAGACACAAGUCACGGAUGGUUCACGCAAACAACUAUCAGGUAGCGAUACAGAAACCUCAGAUGAAGUCCCCGACGAUGAACUACCAGAGUUCGAGCCCGAAAAAUGCAUUAUCUGCACCCAAAACAACAAAAGCUUGGAUGACAACAUCCAACACAUGAAGACAGCACACAGUUUCAGGAUCCCGUAUGAGAAUCACUUGAGUGUGGACUUGGAGACAUUAAUCUGGUACCUCCACUUCAUCAUCAAUACCUACCGCGAGUGUAUUUAUUGCGGAACGAGAAGCCGUACCGUUCAAGGCAUCCAGCAACAUAUGGUGGGCAAAGGCCAUUGCAGAAUCGAAAUGUCAGACGAGAUAUUGGAAUUCUACGAUCUCGAGGGACUGAAGAAAUACGAAACGGAAAACGGCGUUGCCAUCGACAGCGAGACCCUUCGACUGUCAUCUGGAAAACUGCUAUCACAUCGUACAGCCCCAGCACCUAAGCAAUCGCAUCGACAAACGUCUCAGGACGAAGCACAAAACCAAGACAGUCAAGCUGCACUGCCCGAAACUGUGUCGUCGGAUGCACUCACAACAAAGGAUAGAAAGGACGCAGCCUUGGCGUCUCAACUUGCCAGACUAAGUGUCAGAGACCAGCAAAGCUUGAUACAUAUGGCAUCUUCAGAACAGCGUAGCUUCUUGCUACAGAGAAAGAAGGAAAUGGACACGGCACGACGGUCAGAAAGAAAGAUGCGACUCAAGACCGAGAGGCUCAAUAACAAGACCAUGAUGAAGAACUUUCAGAACGAUGUGCCGGGUCCAAAGAAUGGUUGA